GAGCCGGGGGCUGCCGUUGCCUUUGGAGAUGGACGAGCAGCCCAGGCUGAUGCAUUCCCAUGCUGGGGUCGGGAUGGCCGGACACCCCGGCCUGUCCCAGCACUUGCAGGAUGGGGCCGGAGGGACCGAGGGGGAGGGCGGGAGGAAGCAGGACAUUGGAGACAUUUUACAGCAAAUUAUGACCAUCACAGACCAGAGUUUGGAUGAGGCGCAGGCCAGAAAACAUGCUUUAAACUGCCACAGAAUGAAGCCUGCCUUGUUUAAUGUCUUGUGUGAAAUCAAAGAGAAAACAGUUUUGAGUAUCCGGGGAGCCCAGGAGGAGGAGCCGACAGACCCGCAGCUGAUGCGGCUGGACAACAUGCUGCUGGCCGAGGGGGUGGCGGGGCCCGAGAAGGGCGGGGGCUCGGCGGCGGCGGCGGCGGCGGCGGCGGCUUCUGGAGGCGCCGGUUCCGACAACUCAGUGGAGCAUUCCGAUUACAGAGCCAAACUCUCACAGAUCAGACAAAUCUACCACACGGAGCUGGAGAAAUACGAGCAGGCAUGUAAUGAGUUCACCACCCAUGUGAUGAACCUCCUGCGAGAGCAAAGCCGGACCAGGCCUAUUUCCCCAAAGGAGAUCGAACGGAUGGUCAGUAUCAUCCACCGCAAGUUCAGCUCCAUCCAGAUGCAGCUCAAGCAGAGCACGUGUGAGGCCGUCAUGAUCCUGCGUUCCCGGUUCCUGGAUGCGCGGCGGAAGAGACGAAAUUUCAACAAGCAAGCGACGGAAAUCCUGAAUGAAUAUUUCUAUUCCCAUCUCAGCAACCCUUACCCCAGUGAGGAAGCCAAAGAGGAGCUAGCCAAGAAGUGCGGCAUCACAGUGUCCCAGGUAUCAAACUGGUUUGGAAAUAAACGAAUCCGGUACAAGAAGAACAUAGGUAAAUUUCAAGAGGAAGCCAAUAUUUAUGCUGCCAAAACAGCUGUCACUGCUACCAAUGUGUCAGCCCAUGGAAGCCAAGCUAACUCACCCUCAACUCCCAACUCAGCUGGUUCUUCCAGUUCUUUUAACAUGUCAAACUCUGGAGAUUUGUUCAUGAGCGUGCAGUCACUCAAUGGGGAUUCUUACCAAGGGGCCCAGGUUGGAGCCAACGUGCAAUCACAGGUGGAUACCCUUCGCCAUGUUAUCAGCCAGACAGGAGGAUACAGUGACGGACUCGCAGCCAGUCAGAUGUACAGUCCGCAGGGCAUCAGUGCUAAUGGAGGUUGGCAGGAUGCUACUACCCCUUCAUCAGUGACCUCCCCUACAGAAGGCCCUGGCAGUGUUCACUCUGAUACCUCCAACUGAUCUCCCAGCAGUCGCAUCCCGGCUGACCCUGUGCUCCAGUCGAGGCAGGGCCAGGAGGGAGGGUUUCUCAACGCUGAAGCGGUCAGACUGGAGGUCGAAGCAAUCAGCAAACACAAUAAGAGUCUCCUUCUCUUCUCUUCUUUGGGAUGCUAUUUCAGCCAAUCUGGACACUUCUUUAUACUCUCUUCCCCCCCCCUUUUUUUUUCUGGGUAGAAGCCACCCUUCCCUGCCUCCAGCUGUCAGCCUGGUGUCCGUCAUCUUCCCUGCCCCUUUCCCUCUGUCCUAGACUCCCUGGGUCCCUGCCCUCUCUUACAUCCUUGAAGGAUAUUUUCAACAAUGAUAGGAAUUUAAAGAGGAAAACGCAAAGAACAUAAUAAAAGCAUUUGUAUAUUUUCCUGCUGGUGGUUUGAGGAGCCAGAUUCCCUCCCUUGGUCCCUCGCUCCCUCUGCUAUCAGGCAGUCCUUCUCUGUUUCUCUCGUUUACUCUCACUACCUCUCGGCAGGAAUACGCCACGUUGCCCUGCUCGUCCCAGGCCACCCUGCCUCCUCUUGCUCUGCCUUCCCUGAGGACAGUACUGCUUAGGACACAAUUCCUCCUCUUCCUUGUCGCCCCAGGUAUUCACUGGGGGCU
Molecule: messenger RNA, 1951 nt
Organism: Budorcas taxicolor (takin)
Lineage: Eukaryota; Metazoa; Chordata; Mammalia; Artiodactyla; Bovidae
Gene: PBX1
Product: PBX homeobox 1
Exons: 9
Coding region: 29-1321 (430 amino acids)
Biological process (GO): embryonic organ development; eye development; animal organ morphogenesis
Cellular component (GO): nucleus
Molecular function (GO): RNA polymerase II cis-regulatory region sequence-specific DNA binding; DNA-binding transcription factor activity, RNA polymerase II-specific
Source: RefSeq, a predicted model, not a curated record